AUGGCGGCCGGCCCGCCCCGCCGCCCUCCGAGGCGCGCCCAGCGGCUGGAGCCGAGCGCUCCCGAGCGUCCCCGAACCCGAGAGGAACCCCGGGAGCCGCGCGGGCGGGAGCGGCCCCGCCCCGGAGCCUGGGAGCGGCGGCGCCGGCGCGGGGGAGGGGAGGCCGGAUCUGUAGGUAAAACUUGCCUACUGAUCAGUUACACAACCAAUGCAUUUCCUGGAGAAUACAUCCCCACUGUCUUUGACAACUAUUCUGCCAAUGUUAUGGUAGAUGGAAAGCCGGUGAAUCUGGGCUUAUGGGAUACAGCUGGACAAGAAGAUUAUGACAGAUUACGUCCCCUCUCCUACCCGCAAACAGUUGGAGAAACGUAUGGUAAGGAUAUAACCUCCAGGGGCAAAGACAAGCCGAUUGCCGAUGUGUUCUUAAUUUGCUUUUCUCUUGUAAGUCCUGCAUCAUUUGAAAAUGUCCGUGCAAAGUGGUAUCCUGAAGUGCGACACCAUUGUCCCAACACUCCCAUCAUCCUGGUGGGGACUAAACUUGAUCUUAGGGAUGAUAAAGACACGAUUGAGAAACUGAAGGAGAAGAAGCUGACUCCCAUCACCUACCCACAGGGUUUAGCCAUGGCUAAGGAGAUUGGUGCUGUAAAAUACCUGGAGUGCUCGGCUCUCACACAGCGAGGCCUCAAGACAGUGUUUGAUGAAGCUAUCCGAGCCGUUCUCUGCCCACCUCCCGUCAAGAAGAGGAAGAGAAAAUGCCUGCUGCUGUAAACGUCUGGGCCCCUCUCCCGCCCUGUCCCCACCCCUGAACCUUUGUACGCUUUGCUCAAAAAAACGGUGGAGCCUUUGCACUCAAUGCCAAGUUUUUGUUACAGAUUAGUUUUUCCAUAAAACCAUUUUGAACCAAUCAGUAAUUUUUAGGUUUUGUUUGUUUCAAGUGUAAGAGUUCAAACUUGCACAUUCUAUUAAAAUUUAGCCCUAAAAUGA
This is a messenger RNA of Ceratotherium simum simum (southern white rhinoceros), 984 nucleotides long. Lineage: Eukaryota; Metazoa; Chordata; Mammalia; Perissodactyla; Rhinocerotidae. The record is from RefSeq and is a predicted model, not a curated record.